AUGCCAGCUUCACUAACGAAGGUUUUAGUUCUUAUUUUGUUGAAUAUAUGUGCCGUUCUGACAAAGAACGAUCCAAUUGUUUUUAAUUAUUUGGCCCUCCCAGCAACUAUAGAUCUUGUUAAAGCCGGAUUUGGGAAAGGAUUUUACAUGAAGGAUAUUAUUGUGUUUAAUGGGACGAUUCUUAAGGAGCCCGACCAAUUUACAAUUAAUUUGUUUGAGGAUGGUGUGAUGCUGAAAAAUGCUAGCGUUCAAUUCCACUUUAAUGCGUGCUUCAAAUCAAAGCUGGUAAUAAUUUCAUACUCAUUUUAA
Meloidogyne enterolobii is the source of this 309-nucleotide messenger RNA. Lineage: Eukaryota; Metazoa; Nematoda; Chromadorea; Rhabditida; Meloidogynidae. The record is from the annotation of a GenBank genome assembly.